AUGAAUGGGAUGAUGAUGAAUCAGAUUGAUGAAUCAGAUCGUGACAUCUUUUUCAAUCAAGACUCAUACAUUGACAGUAUGGAAGAAGUUGAAAUUCAGAACAAGACUGACAAGUCCCGAGUAUUAAAUGAAGACGAACAGGCAUUUACAAGCCAACAAAGUUUUACGAAAGGUGAAACAAAAUAGAUUUUCACUAAAGUAUGUGGGAUUAAAACAGCCAUGGAAGUUGGUAGUGUAUUGUGAUGCAUCAUAUGCUAUAAUCUCAAGCCAAGGAGGUAUGAUCAUAUUUCCUGUGGACAGGGAAAGAAGAGCUUCACCAAUCAACUUGGAUAUCCAAAAAGUUGAGGAGAGUUUGCAGAAGCACAAUUGCAGCAGAAACGAUGUCACCGUUGGAUGCAGUGGACACGACAGUGUGGCUGUCUCAUUUAUUGGAUGAACUGAAGGAUAAGCAGUUGCAAACAACUGAGAUAUACACUGACAAUACUGUACUGUAUGUCACUUACAGAAGCAGUGCAUUCAACUAA
Molecule: messenger RNA, 524 nt
Organism: Paramuricea clavata
Lineage: Eukaryota; Metazoa; Cnidaria; Anthozoa; Malacalcyonacea; Plexauridae
Source: the annotation of a GenBank genome assembly